AAACGCUUGGUGCAUACGAAAAAUAUUAUGUGAUCACGGCUAAAGUUUAAUCAGAGAAUUUGUGUAAUGGUGCAUACCAGGCAAAUGCAAAAUCCUUUGGUACAUCGAAUCGACUUUUUUAACCGUGAUUACAUAAUUAGCCCUGAUUAGCUAAUUACGAAAAUACCUGAAAAUGGUGCAUACAGGUAUUAGGGUAUAAAAACUAAUUGAAUGUGUCAGGAAAAUAAAAGAAAGCGCCUCAGUUUGUAACAGCUGACGAAUGAAUUCUUCAAGUCGAAAUCAGCUGAUGUAAUUUUACGCAGAAGUGUAGCCCCAGUGAGUUUCAAAAUAUUAAAAUUCUUUUUGAUGUUUUUCGCAAAUUAAAAGCAGCAGGCCAUUGCCAAGGUUUUGCCCUCGGUUUUGCCAUUUCAUUUGAAUUAUUUUUGAGAAGUUAUUACAUUCACAAUACCUACAAUUUAUUGUAAAGUGGAAACAAUGGGUAUAGAUGAUAUAUUUCUUUGGUAUCAACAGAGGAUUGGAACAUACGAUAAACAGCUAUGGGAAACAAGAAUAGAACAAAGAGAACACAGAACCUACGGACUGAACCAUGUACAAAUGCGCACUGCAAAACUCAACACCGAUUUGAUCGACUUAGAUUUAGUUAGAGGAUCAUCCUUUACAAAGGCCAAGCCUCAGCAUGGUUUUCUUAAAGUGGCAAAAAUGGCCACACUCAGAACGUUAUUCUUGCCCAUCUAUGCCAAGUGGUGGAUUCACCAAACAUCCGCUAGGUUUUUUAUGUUUAUUUUGUUCCUAUACAUAGUGCAAAUGAUUAAUAAUAUAAUUUUUUAUUUAUAUUUAUAUAAAUUUCCCGCUAGUAAUUCUGAGGGUAUUUCCUGCAUGGAAGUUGUAGUUCCAAUUUUUAUGGCAUGGCUGUUGAGCCUUAUACAUUCACAAAUGGUCGCAACUAUUCCUGAUAAGCAAGACAAUCAUAGACGGAAAAGGAAAAAGUUACAGUUUGCUGAUGAAAUCGAGAGUGACGGCAAAUGUAAAAGGUUGAAUAUAAGGCCUUGGUUCAAAAAACCAAACGUGGAUGACGACGGAUUUGAGAGUCUCGUCGGUAAUGGAUCUCGAACUAACUCGGUUCCUGAUGGACCCUGUCAACCUAUAGAAGAAAUUGGUUCGUCCUUAAAACUACCUGACAUUGAACAAACAAAAGAAUCCCAAAAUCUUCUACCUCCAGCUCAAGUCGACGAUGUUGCCAAUAACCAAGAAACAAGUUGUGUUCAUUGCAAAAGGGGUAGCCAAGAUCAAGACCUAGAUGACGAGGACAAUACUUCUAAUUGCACAUCAUGUAUGAAAUGUGAAAAUUGGGUGAAACAAUUAGGCAAAACCGUAACUAAAUCCUCAUGUUGUACCGAUUCUGAAAGUGAAGCAGAAGAAAUGUAUAAUAAAUUGAAAAAACAAAGUAUCGUAAAAAGACGUACUUCCACACAUCGUCUGCCAACAAUAGCAGUAACGUCGGCACUAGACAGUACUUGUGAUACUGAAAAUGAAGCUCUAUCGUCACCACGAGAUUGGACAGCAGGUGUAACGACAAAUAGUGAAGAUUGUAGCAGUGAUUUGGAUGAUGUAUCAGAUGCUGCGCCACCGGAUAGAUGUUCAGAUUGUUUUGGAAAUGAUGCUGAUGCGAAUACGAUGUUGAACCCGCCCUCUGUUAAAGCAACUUGCACAAUUUACGAAUGCAAGGAAAUCAAAAAAGCCGACCUAUCAAUGCUAGAUAUUAGCUCCAUAAUAAUCACCAAAGUAGAAGCAAUUCCUUCUACAGCUGACUACUUUUAUGGAGGUAUAGUCGUCUCGACCCUAUUAGCCUUACUGCCUCUUCUAUGUCGUUUAACUGAAGAAGGACCUGACGUUAAACACUUCUGGGAAGCUUGCAAGAAUGGUAGCCACAAAUUCUUAGACUCACAGUCACCAGCAGAUGCCGCAUAUUUCGCCAUGGAUGAGUUACCAAAGAGGGUUGGAGAGUUUGCAGAUGUAGCUUUAGGAACAUCUUUUUGGGAACGCUAUAUAGUGGCAGUAGCAAUGCUGCAAAGGUUCAUUUAUGCUUCAAUGAUAUUUUUCCUGAUGGUAGUGGCAGAAAGAACGUUCAAGCAACGUUUAUUGUAUGCCAAAUUAUUCUCUCAUCUGACUUCGUCCCGUAGAGCCCGCAAGUCAGAAAUUCCACAUUUCCGAUUAAAUAAAGUUAGAAAUAUUAAAACAUGGCUCUCAGUAAGAUCUUACCUAAAGAAACGAGGACCACAACGUUCAGUUGAUGUAAUUGUUUCUACAGCUUUUGUAGUAAAUUUGCUACUACUAGCAUUUCUAUGUACAGAACUCUUGAAGGAAACAGUUUCCUUUUCUCAGUACUACUUGGAAGCCCUUAUAUGGUGUUUGGGAUUAGGAGUGAUGCUCUUAAGAUUUAUCACUUUGGGAACGAAAAUAAACAAGAAGUAUCGCAACCUUUCCGUUCUUAUAACGGAACAAAUCAAUUUACAUUUACAAAUUGAACAAAAACCUCAUAAGAAAGACGAACUGACUGUUGCCAAUAAUGUUUUGAAAUUGGCUAUUGAUCUUCUCAAGGAAUUGGAAAAUCCAUUUAAAAUCUCUGGUCUCUCGGCGAACCCGAUAUUAUACAACGUAACAAAAUUGGUCAUUUUAUCAGCCCUAUCUGGUGUACUAUCCGAGAUGUUAGGGUUCAAAUUAAAAUUGCAUAAAAUCAAAUUGAAGUGAUGUUUUUAGAGGCCAAACUAAUUUGAAUGUAUUGCUGUUUAUCAACUAUGCCAUUGUAAAUUAUUUUUUCUACGUCUGCUCUAGAAAACUAUUAAAAACGCACCCCUAACUCACCUAGAAAAUCAAUUAUUUCAAAGAGGGUACGAAAUAGCUAUUUGUGUAUUAGGAGCGCAAAGUGAUAAAUUGUCGCUCUGAGCGAGAAAUUUGACUAUCUCGCAAGAACGACCAUAUUACUUUGCGCUCAAAUUACACACAUGAUUUUCUCUACAACCGAGCGCAAAGUAAACUUUGUAGCUCAGGAGCGGCAAAGUAAACAAAACGCUCGCUCCUCUAGAAGUGCUACUGUGUGAUUUCUAUUGGAAACGAAAAUUUCUACUUUGCGCUCGGUUGUAGGAAAAGAACUUUUCACAAGCUAAAACAGUAAUGACCCUUCCACUGAUUUUUUUUUUUGCCAAUUGUUCGCACUUUUCAUACUUGUGUGGUUUGUGCCACGCCUGUGAAAAAUGCUUGUUGCACAAUGUUGUAUUCUACUGCAAGACAUUCAAAAUUUAAUAUACCAAUGGUAUUCUGAGACUGAUUUUUCAGUAUCUUGUUUGAUAGCCCUAAGUAGAUACAUUUAAAAUGUAUUAUUAAAAUGUAAACGUGUUUCUUGCAUUUGUGUAAAGUUACUUAUUAUUGCCGCGAAAUAUUUGGUAGAAGAGCUUAAAAAAAUAUAUAUAUAUAAAAAAUUGUUGUUUUCAACAUAUUAAAAAUAUUUUAGAUUUAUUAACCUAGGUACCUUUUAUACGUAGUGACUACUUAAUGCAAAAACCAUAUUGAUUUUGGGAAAAUUUUGAUGUCAAUCUAUCUGUAACUACUUAUCUAGUUUAUGAUAAUACAUUAUACACUGAAUUGUUCUUUUUUUAUACAUACACAAAUUUUUCUUUCAUUGGUCCAUAUACAUUUAUUGAGUUUUUCUGAUCAUUGUACAAAUAAUAGUUAUAAGUAUAUCACUAUUUUAGAAAUCAAUGAACUGUGAUUUAACAUCACAAAUAACAGGGCAGAAAUGAAUUUGUGAUUCUGUAUAGGUGUAGAAAUAGUAUUAAGUAAGUUAACAUUUGCAUGUAUGUACUCAGUUAAGAUUGGGCGUUAUCAUAUUUCAUAGAAUUACUUUUGAGUUUGGAAUCUUUGUUUUUCAAGGAGAAUUUUUUUUUUGUUUGGAUGGUUAGGUCAUACACAUUUUGUUUAUUUACUUGAGUACGUACAAUUUUUAAUAAUGCAAAAAUCAUAGCGCAUUCAAAUAGCAGUCAAAUUGCAAAUUGCUUAAUAGAAUAUGAAAAUUUAGAAGUGAUACUUUAUUGUGAUUUCUGAUUAUAGUACCUAAUUAUUUAGUGUCGAUUGUAUUAAAAUUAUUUGUUCUCUCUAAAUUGAAUUACUGUGUUCAAUGGUUGCAAAUUGUUUUGUUUUCCUUUUUUGUAAAAAGUAACAAUAAAAUAAUAUAAAGCAAAAACAAUUUCCUUAUUUCAAGCCAAAUAAAACAUACUUUUCAAACUAGAUUAUUUAUUAGUCAUAAAUAUUCCUCUUAUAAAACAUACAAUAUUCACAAUAUUAGUUAAACAGGACUAGUAUCCGUAGCCUGGCUACUGCAAGUAGUCAUAUAUUUUAAGGAGAUAGAUUCCGGACUGGAUUUAUCAUCAUCUCCUCUUGGCGGACAAAACAAUUGCUUGAAGACGCAUGUGUAACAAGCGAGCAGGGCACCUACUAUACACGCGCCCACCAUCAGACUUAUGACGACCUCCAUAUAUUGCCAGAGCCGCAUGGUAAAUUAUCGAUUGAUGUUGUUUCGGAUUCUGACAUUACUGGAUGCAGUUCUGAAAAAAUGGCGUCCAUCCAAACAAAUACAAAAUAUGAUUCUUCACAACCACAAAAGUGUUUCGAUACUUUUUCAAUAUCUCUAAAGAAAAGUUGCAUUUACACAUCUACACUUGGCUAGUGUCCGUGGGCUGACUACUGAGAUGAGUAAUGUAUUUCAGUGAGAUUGAUUCUGGACUGGAUUUGUCGCCAUGCUGUUGGUUUUUCUUUGGGCGCGGCGGGCAGCACAGGAGCCUGAAGACGUAGGAGUAACACAAAAGAAGCGACCCCACUAUGCACCCGCCAACGCAAAGUGUUAUGAUGAUCUCCAUGUAUUCCCAGAGGGUCAUUGCAUGGUUAGACCCCCACUAGAUUUGGUCGCAUUGAACAGUGAUCAUGGUUCUGGAACAAAAGAGAACAAGUUUUUUUCAACAAUUCUAGAAGCUGGAAAAAAAAAACUAAAUAAUUCAGUGAAAGGUUACAAGGUACAGUGGAUAAGUAUAUUGAGUAUUUUGGAAUAGGUAUUGAGGAAA
This is a messenger RNA of Ceutorhynchus assimilis (cabbage seed weevil), 5111 nucleotides long. The record is from the annotation of a GenBank genome assembly. NCBI's taxonomy places the organism in Eukaryota, Metazoa, Arthropoda, Insecta, Coleoptera, Curculionidae.